Conger conger (European conger) is the source of this 4040-nucleotide messenger RNA. RefSeq names its product aspartate aminotransferase, cytoplasmic-like. Gene Ontology annotation, molecular function: pyridoxal phosphate binding; L-aspartate:2-oxoglutarate transaminase activity. The transcript is spliced from 13 exons. The record is from RefSeq and is a predicted model, not a curated record. Bases 72 to 1703 code for a protein of 543 amino acids. Lineage: Eukaryota; Metazoa; Chordata; Actinopteri; Anguilliformes; Congridae. Gene Ontology annotation, biological process: L-aspartate biosynthetic process. Gene Ontology annotation, cellular component: cytosol.
UGGAGCAAUAAGCACUGUACUUCUAGUUUAGAGUUGACUGAUUCAGCCCAGAAUCUCCUCACCUGAAAGAAAUGGACUCACCAACAAGCAAACUGAAAAGUCCUGUGAUGCUGGCAUCUGACUGCUUUGGGGUUGAAGACGUAGCCUAUCUGCCGGAGACUAUGAUGUAUUCCUUAAAUGCAUCUUUGGCAUCUUCUGGGAUUGAGACUGUUUGUGCCCUCUGGGGCUGUGAGCUGGGUGCCAUGAAGCGGACUGCUGUGUUCGAGGUGGAAGAUGACCUUCUUGAGCACCAGUUCUUUAUCCGCACAAUCUGCCUGAGUGCUGAGGCGAAUGAGGAAAUGCAUGUGGUGGAGGUACAGGAUAAGAUGGUGGGCCGAAGUCACCCAGUGCCCAUCGCCACCCUCCGCCCCCACUGCCUGCCAAUGGUAAGUUUCAGUGGUUUCGAGUUGAUGCCACCAGUGACCUUUAACCUUCGUUCUGGCCUGGGCCCUGUCUUCAUCUGUGGACAGCAUGUGACAUUGGAUAUGGAUGAAGACGAGGAAGAGGCUGUGUUUUCGAAGACCUCCUCUCCCUAUACAGAGUAUCUAAGUGAAGAUGGCAAUACCUUUGUGCUCCCUCUUAUAUGGAAGAUAAAGCAACAGAUCGCCAGUGACCCUACUCUCAGCUCAGAAUACCCACCCUGCCUAGGCCACCCAGAAUUCAACAGAAGGGCAACAGAGCUCGCUCUUGGCAAUGACUGCAGUGCAAUUGUGGAAAACAGGGUAUUGGGGGUGCAGACAGUAGGCAGCACUGGGGCAGUGCGUCUGGGGGCUGAGCUGUUGAAGCGCUGGUACAACCUGAGUGCAGAAUGGCAGGGGCCUGUCUACCUCUCUUCGCCCUGUAAUGAAAACCUGGCUGGCAUCUUUGAGGCCAUGGGGAUCCUGGACGUGAGGCAUUAUAGGUACUGGGAUGCAGAGCAGCGGGGUGUGUGUGUGGAGCAUGUGCUGGAGGACCUGGAGCAGGCCCCGGAGCUGUCUGUGGUCAUGGUCUCAGCCCCAGGCCACUGCCCCACCGGGGCGGACCUCUCCCACGAGGACUGGAAACUCCUGGCUGAAGUAAUGGUGAGGCGCAGGCUCCUCCCUUUCUUCCUGAUGCCCACGCAGGGCCUGUGUCUGGGGGACCCUGAGCAGGACAGCUGGCCACUGCAUCACUGCGCCUCGAUGGGCAUGGAGCUACUCUGUGCCCAGGCUUUCUCACACAACUUUGGCCUCUAUGGAGAGCGAGUUGGACACCUCUUGCUUGUCCUGAGGCAAAACUCCACACUAUUAGCUGUCCAGUCGCAAGCAAAGAGACUGGUGAGAAUGCUGUGGUCCCGUCCACCUGUGGAAGGGGCCCGAUUGGUUGCCACAGUGCUCAGUAACCCCGCCCACCUUGCUGAGUGGCGCGAGGGUUUGAGGAGUGCUGUGGAGCGGUGCAUGCUGGUUAGGGAGCAACUGAGAGAGAAGCUGAGGAUUCUGGGAACACCAGGCUGCUGGGACCACAUGACACAGCAAGGUGGAGUGUACUGCUGCACUGGCCUUAAUGCCAAACAGGUGGAGUACCUUUCCAAGAAGAGGCAUGUCUAUCUGCUCACCAACGGAUGUCUGAAUGUGAGCUGCAUCAACAACCACAACCUGGACUAUGUGGCAGAGUCCAUCCAUCUGGUUGUGACAUCUCUCCCUUGAUAUGAGGAACCAUAUCAAACCAGCUGCUUUAGCCUAAUGCAAUUUGAAUGUGAUGUGAACACCCUUUGCACCCUGUCAUCUCCUAAAUUAGAGUGAAUUCAAAAGGUGGAUGUAUCCUGUGGGAGAUCAACGUUUAAAAGGAAAUAAUUAAUCUCAGCCAGGAAAUCGCUGGAACAAUACACUCUCACUAGAACAUAUGCGUCACAAACAUGAAGAAAUGACAAGCUUCUCCUUAUUUUGGUGAAUGUGUUUAUGAACAGAAAAGCUGUGGAGAGAGGUCUGAGCAAACAACCAUGCUGGGCACAUUUGAAGGAAAGAGAUAAACAAAACGUAAAUGCUCUGAAUGGCCCUAGUUCCUGACACUACCAAAAUCAGACUUUCCAGCAGAGCAGAACCUGCAUUGUCAUUCUGAGCAGGCUCUAAAGAACCUCUGGCUACAAAUACACAAACCAAAUGCCUGGAUUUCACAUGACAAUGUGAAAAUGUUUUAUUGCAUAACAUGUAUAAAAAAAGUUUUUACUUCAUGAAUUCAUCUACCCAGACUAUGGGGUAGAUGACCCCAAGACUAUGCUUUCUCCUUCUAACCAAUAGUUAGUACUCUGCCUCAAGAUGAAGCCUGGACAACAGUAUGAUGAAUCAAUGCUCAAAUAUGUUAUCCAGCUAUCAAGAGAGGCAAUAUACUGUACAGUAAGCUAUCUGAGCAGAAUUCCAUUGAAUUCUGAAAAGCCAUUAAUAUUGAAUUGUAAUAAAAUACAAUGAAACAUUUCACAUUUUAAUAUAAGUGAUCAUUUGAAAGUAGGGGCUGUUUUAAUGGGCAACCUGGCACUGAAACUUGAUCAUGUCUGUGCUGACUAGCAGCCCUGCUGGGUGAGAUAGUUGGCUAUCACCUAGGGAACGCACAAGUUCAGGUGUCUGGAAGCACAGCAUCUUGUCACUCACGAACAACCUCUGCUGGAAGUCUUCAGGCUUCAGACCCCUUAAGUGUCUGCACACUUUAUCAUGUUGUAGAUUUUAAAUGGGUAAUAUUGCCAUUUUUGCGAAUCAAUCUACGCUCAAUAACCCACAUUGACAAAGCAAAAACAUGUUUAUAGAAUUUUUAGCAAAUUCCUUAAAAAUCUACCAAAAUCUCUCAUUUACAUAAGUAUUCAGACCCUAAAUUCAGUACUUUCUAGAAGCGCCUUUGGUAGCAAUUACACCUUUGAGUCUUCUUGGGUAAGUCUCUACAAGCUUUGCACACCUGGUUUUGGGCAGUUUAUCCCAUUCUUCCUGGCAGAUCUCUCAAGCUCCAUCAGAUUGGAUGUGAAGCAUCUGUGAAUUGCCAUGUUCAGGUCUCUUCACUCAGAUGUCCUAUUGGGGUUUUAAGUCUUGGCGUUGGGGUCUGAAUACUUCUUUCUAAGGCCACAUGCACGUUGAUGCUCUCUUUUGUUUGCAGCAAUUUUGAUUGUGAAUUCAAAAAAUUCACUCAUUGGGGAGAGAGCGGUUAAAACUUUUUUUAAGUAAUAUGAAAUGGUAUUUUCUUAAGACCACAAUCUGAAAUAAGACACAGAGCACUGCUUACAUUUCCAGACAGCUAAUUUCUACAGCAUUUAUUGAAAUACAGUAGUAGUGGCCAAAAAGAUGAAAACAUCCAUAAGAAGUCACUUAAUAGGGAAUUUGGCCACCAUAUGCUGCCAGAACAGCUUUUAUCUGGGAAAGAAUCCACCAAAAUCAUGAAUUCUGCUGGAGAGAUGCAUCACCAUCCAUCGUCAAUCAUGCCUCGUCAAUGAGGUGGACGUCUCAAGACUUCAUAGUCAGGCUUGUUGAACCAUUGAGUGACCACACUUGCACUGAGGAUAGGGGCGUAAGUAGUGAUAAUGUCCUGCCUAUUUGUUUAUGGAUGGUUCUUAAAGAAACUACCAACUCAGACCUAAAUUGUAAUUUGCUGUUAAUAGAUUUAGUCACCUGUCUAACUUGGAACAAAUGAAUCGCUGAAGCUCCUUCCCAUCAGUGUCCUUCCUCUCAGAGUGAGGUCUCCUCUUCUAGCCCUGCUGGCCGUACUUAUAGACCAGCAUAUCCAUGCCCAUAUUUUUGUAUAUGUCCAUCAGCAUGCUGCUUAAUUAACUCAAAAUUACAGCUGUGUGGAUGUGCCUGAUUUCCAGCUUUUCCGCUACAACCUUCAAUGACAAAAUAAUGCACAUAUUAUCAAGAAUAGAUGCUUACAUAGAUGCCCUUGUAAUUGUACCUUUACCCCAGUGAGGGGAGAGAUCUGAGUCAGUAACAGUAAGAUAAUCACGAGUGUGAACGAUUUAAGCCUAAAGCGUUUCCUCAAUUCUCUGUAAAAGCCAAUGUGCAAUCUGU